Molecule: messenger RNA, 195 nt
Organism: Symbiodinium sp. CCMP2456
Lineage: Eukaryota; Dinophyceae; Suessiales; Symbiodiniaceae
Source: the annotation of a GenBank genome assembly
AUGUUUGUUGUGAAUGCCAACAUCCAGUCUGUCGGCGAUCGCCUCUACGACGAGAAGUUUUACAAGGCGGCCAAGAUCCUGUACGCCUCGAUUCCGAACAACGGACGCCUAGCCUCCUGCCACGUGCAGCUCGGAGAGUACACACAGGCGGUCGAGGCGGCGAAGAAGGCGAACAACCCCAAGACAUGGCAGGAG